Ictalurus furcatus (blue catfish) is the source of this 2368-nucleotide messenger RNA. Its product is annotated as zgc:172076. The transcript has 9 exons. The record is from RefSeq and is a predicted model, not a curated record. Gene Ontology annotation, biological process: phosphocreatine biosynthetic process. NCBI's taxonomy places the organism in Eukaryota, Metazoa, Chordata, Actinopteri, Siluriformes, Ictaluridae. Gene Ontology annotation, molecular function: creatine kinase activity. The coding region runs from base 145 to 1524 and encodes 459 amino acids.
UGUUUUCCACAACCACUUAAUGAGACAGAAUAGUUCCUACAGUUCCAGAAUGGUGCUAAUUGUGUAUCCCUGAGGUUCAAAAAUACAAUCUGACACAGCCGUCAAAAAUAGGCUACUGUUACAGCCAAGCAACAUGACACUAGCAUGCUCAGGUCUCCGGGGUGUAGGGAUAGUAAGCACUCGGAUGAUGAGACCCCCUGUCUAUUCAUAGCUCUUUUGUUUGACUUUAAGGCCAGUUGUCACGAGCCAGUGGUUGUGCUUUAUUCCUGUCCAUGCACAGUGCACUCCACAAUCACACGCUGCAGUCAACGAGAAAGGAUGUGGAAGAGAAAGAAAGAAUGGUUGAUCAAGCCUCCCAAGGAGUACCCUUUGGAGACAAAGUACAGGCCUGUGCUCGAGAGCCUGAUCCCCCCAGACCCCAUGACCAAGCUUAAACUGAAGAGGGGUUGUCCCAAAGAAGAGUUCCCUAGUCUGGAUAGAAACUACACCUGCAUGGCCCGUGUGCUUGAUCUACAUAUGUACACACGCCAGUUCAACCGGGCCACCGAGAGUGGAGUCAUCUUUGAUGACAUCAUUCGUCCAGGCCUGGAGGACCUAGGAACACGUACAGGACCCUUGACUGUAGGUUGCUUAGCCGGUGAUGCACAGUCCUACAUUCUCUUCUGUGACUUUUUUGAACGCAUUAUUGAAGCCUACCACAGCUACAAGGUGCUCGGGCACAUUACGCAAAAGAGUGACUUCAAUUAUGACAACCUCAAGGGAGGUGAUGACUUUGACCGAGCGUAUGCUGUGAGCUGCGAGGUGAGCGUGUCUCGGUGCAUUGAGGACUUCUGCUUCCCAACACACUGCAGCCGAGGGGAACGGAGACAUCUCCUCACACUGGCCAAAAAAGCUCUGGACCAACUUAGUGAAGAACUCCCAGGCAAGCUUUACUCAAUGGACGAGCUCAACCAAGAGACAGAAGAUAAAGGGCUUCUUCUGGAUGCCCCACCCAUCACAUUAAUGAAGACCGGUGUGGCCCGUGAUUGGCCUGAUGCACGGGCACUGUGGAUGUGUGCAAAUGGUAGCCUGGGAAUUUGGAUAAACAUGGAGGACCAUCUGAAACUGGUGUCUUCCAGAAGCGAUGCCAAUAUCCAGGAGGCAUUUGCAUCUGUAUGCAUCAAUCUAGUAAAGUUGGAGGCAAUUUAUACUAAACUAAGGCACCCAUUUAUCUGGAAGCCUCACUUGGGCUGGGUGGUGAGCUCGCCCGCAGAGGUGGGCACCGGGCUGAAGGCCAGUGUCACUAUCAGGCUGAUACACCUGCCUGAGCACAUACACCUGCACAACAUCCUGGACAGACUGAGACUUCGCAUGGAGGCAGACAACUCAGAUGGAUUGUACAAAAUAAGCAACCAACAAACCAUCGGACUCACAGAAGUGGAGUUCGUGCAGCUCGUGGUGGACGGGGUUAAACUUCUCAUCAGGAUUGAGAAGAGACUGGAGGACAAUGCGGGCAUCGAUGACCUGGUGCCUGCACAGAAGUAGAGUCACAGCCCAGCUCCAGGACAUGUUUUACGGAGACUAGAUGCACUGAGCGUCGUGACGCAUCGUAGUACCUCUGCUCACGGAGAGUUUUCACAAAGCUAUGCAUUAGUUCAAUCAUGUUGUUAAUAAAUGAUAAUAUAAUAACAAUUUUGUUAUUGUUUAAUUGGAUUUGAAUUUAUGUGGAACCCAUUGCUCCACUGUAUGUACAGGCUAUUCAUUAAAAUACAUUACAGCACUGUUAAUUAUCAAAUGGUCAGACGCGGUUGAUCGCUUUUCUAUUACAGCGGCUCUGACAGUAGGGUAAUGUUAAUGGGCUCGUUCAAUAUGUUAUCAUUUCUAUAGUGAGUAUCUUAUAGUAAACAGGGGCUUGAGUCAGACGAUCCACAUAAUCUAAAACUAAUGAUUAGAUUUUUAUUUAACAACAACAAAAACCAUAUAAACAUUGCUUGGACGAAUAUUUCUGUAAGGAGAGAUUUAUUUCAGUGCUUUGAGGUGAAAAUGUUCCUUCUUAGUGUAGAGUUUUCCACCGUGGGCAAGUCUUCCAUACAGAGCGCUUCGUGCUUUAUAGUUUUUAAGUUAUGUGACAAGCGGGAUUUUUAUUUUUGUCACAGAGAGAGAGAGAGAGAGAGACACACACAGAGAGAGAGAGGGAGGGAGAGAGAGAGACACACAGAGAGAGAGAGAGAGAGAGGGAGGGAGGGAGAGAGAGAGAGAGAGAGAGAGAGAGAAUGAUUUUAACUGUUAUAACAAAAGUUAACUUGUUUUGUGGACGUUCCACAACAUUACAUGUAACUAUAAACAGAUAUAAACUGAUGUUGUAUAAAAAAAAAUGGAAUCAUUGACA